Messenger RNA from Pleuronectes platessa (European plaice), 2858 nucleotides. It is a transcript of the gene slc39a1, whose product is annotated as solute carrier family 39 member 1. Gene Ontology annotation, cellular component: plasma membrane. The record is from RefSeq and is a predicted model, not a curated record. The transcript has 4 exons. Gene Ontology annotation, biological process: zinc ion transmembrane transport. Gene Ontology annotation, molecular function: zinc ion transmembrane transporter activity. Bases 228 to 1136 code for a protein of 302 amino acids. NCBI's taxonomy places the organism in Eukaryota, Metazoa, Chordata, Actinopteri, Pleuronectiformes, Pleuronectidae.
CCUCUUUCCGCCCAUUCCUUUGGAGUAGCGAGUUUCCAUUUUUGACCCUCGUCGGCCACCGUAGUGAGCCACUUUCCAAACAUCAACAUGACGGCGGCUGCUCCUUCUUCUUCUCUCGGUGAUUCUCUCUAUGAAUCUCUCAGUGUCUGUGAGCAAGAGCUUCUCGCUGCUUCACUGCUUAUCUGAUGAUAGUUAGAGGAACUUCCCCCGACAGGCUGAGCUGAAACAUGGAGUAUCUGCUGCAGGUGAAGAUCGGCGCUCUGGUCGGUUUAUUGCUGCUAACGCUUUUCUUUGGAUCUAUCCCCGCCCGGGUCAAAUGGUUCAGACGCACUAAUGGAACAGAAACCCACCGCACAGUCCUGAGCCUGAUCAGCUGUUUUGCCGGAGGGGUUUUCCUGGCAGCAUGUCUGCUCGACAUCAUUCCAGAUUAUCUGUCGGACAUCAGCACGGAGCUGGACGUUCGCAAGGUGGAGACCAGCUUCCCUCUUCCGGAGUUCAUCAUGGCCUCCGGCUUCUUCAUGGUCCUCAUCCUAGAGAAGAUGGUGCUGACCUGCAAGGACAUGGGGGGGGCUCAGGAGGAGAGGGCCCCCCUUAUAGCGGACGACAGACACGGACACGGACACGGCCACCGAGCGAGCGCUGAUCUGGAGAGCAGCGGCCACCACGUCCACGUUGACUUUCAGGCUCAUUCCCCGUUUCGCUCCUUCAUGCUCUUCCUCUCGCUUUCGCUCCACUCCGUGUUUGAGGGUCUCGCCAUCGGCCUCCAGAACACCGACUCAAAGGUGUUAGAGAUCUGCAUCGCCAUACUCGUCCACAAGAGCAUCAUCGUGUUCAGCCUGUCUGUGAAGCUGGUGCAGAGCGCAGUCCGUCCGCUGUGGGUGGCGGCUUACAUCGGUGUGUUCGCCCUGAUGUCCCCUCUAGGCAUCGGCAUCGGCAUCAGCGUGGUGGAGGCCCAGCUAGCGUCUGGAGCGCUGAUCCAGUGCGUCCUGGAGGGGCUCGCCGCGGGGACGUUUAUUUACAUCACCUUCAUGGAGAUCCUCCCACAUGAGCUCAACUCCCCCGGGAAGCAGCUGCUCAAGGUGCUCUUCAUCCUGCUGGGCUUCAGCGUCAUGGCAGCUCUGACGUUUAUAGGAUGAGAUCGGUCGGGACGUGGCCUCUGGACUCUCUGAUCCGACUGCUGCGGCUGGGAGACGCUUGUACAAAAGGACAAAUGGUCUCCAUUUACAAAGAAGAAGCAGGUUUACUUAUGCACUGUUAAGAAAAGUUUUUAUGUCGCAACGGAGCUUGACAGCAGUUGUUGAUGGUUUAGUGUUUUUAAAAUACGACAGAUUCGUGUAUAUACAAACAUUUAUUUUUAAAGGAUUUUAUGUUAAGAGGAACAACUUGCUGCAAAAAAGUACAGAGAGGAAAGAGGGGGUGCAUCACGAGUUCCCGUGUGUUUCACUGGUCGUGUUCGGACCCACACUUUGUGGCAUCAAACAAACCCACUGACGCAGACUUUAAACCACUGGAGACACAAGGUCCUGUUGUAUGAAUGUUUAUAUGUUGUGUGUUGCGGUACCUCCAGAUUUUAUAUGUUUACAUCCCCUCAGAAGCGCGUCUGACAGCGUCUUAAUCCUAAAAAGAGUUUGUGCCUUCACUUUGUUGGUCAUAUCAUUUUUGGAAUAUCUUAUCAAUGAUGGUUCCACUGACAAAGUCUUAUUUGGUAAAUGCUGACGUUUUAGUGCAAUGCUUUUAGAAGUAGUUUCCAGUUUUUUGCUGCUUUUAAACAAUCAACCUUUCUUACAUUUUCCCCGUUAACUGACUCUCAGAUGCUUUGAUAAGGUUGUGCUGGAAAAACAAGAAAAAAGGCAAUAAUGAGAAAAUAUGUUGGAAAUCUUUUCCAGUAAAUAAUUGGUUGGUUCCACUAAUGAGCUCAGCUCCUACCAUCCUCUAUUUAAACAAGCUGAUAACUAUUAUUUACAUUAUACUGACCUUUGUCCCAUUUGAGUUCACACUGUGUUCCCACCUUAUCCACUCUAACCGUUUUUAAUUUGGUGUGUGGACAGAAAAAGAAGCUUUGAAAUUCUGAAUGGACAGAAUUGAAUAAUUAAUUCUUCAAACUAAUACUAGCACACGCACCCGACAGCACAGUGCCUACGUGAAUUCAGUGCUUUUUCUUUCUGAGGCCCGGGACUGUAUUGUUUUAGAAUUUCAUUAUUACCAUAAUGCUAAUAUGUUUGUGCACUGAGUUUACCAAAGUGUAUAAUUGUGACUGAAGUUUUAAAACGUCUCUGUUUAAUCUCAAAUCCUGUUUUAAGUUUGUCAUGUGAAUGUCUGAUUGUUUCCUGUGCAGAACAAAUAUUAGGAAGUUGGAUUUUUUUUUUUUUGUGGUAAAACACUUGUAUAUGUCAGCAGCUUUAUUAAGACCAAUUCAAACAUGUCACAUUUCAUAUGCUGUUCAUAUUUUUUUCAUUUAGGGAACUCAAACCAACACUGAUGAAACAAUUUACCCCCAGAAAAGGACCAGUUUGUACUUCUGCUUCCAAAACUCUUUUCAUCUACACCUUAUUUAGUGCCUUAUGAUUAUUCACCUCAUGAGAGAUACGACUUUGUUGUCUGUUGUGUAAACUUGAUGAGAGUAAAGAUCAAAGAACAAUUUUCCAUUUGCUGGUUUGUUGUGUGCAAAAGUUUCAGAGUCAAAAAUCGAAUUGGUCCAUUAAACCAUUAUUUAUACUAUUUAUCCAUUUUUAAACCAAUCUCGAAUCAAAUGUUAGAUUGAUUUAGAAAAUAUUAAUAACAAUAAAUACACAAUAGACCUUUCAUACUUCAUGUAGUCAUACUUGAACUGCAAUUUCAUAUUAAAGAAAUGACUUGUU